Messenger RNA from Pangasianodon hypophthalmus (striped catfish), 4619 nucleotides. RefSeq names its product espin like b (gene espnlb). The record is from RefSeq and is a predicted model, not a curated record. The transcript has 10 exons. Gene Ontology annotation, biological process: actin filament bundle assembly. NCBI's taxonomy places the organism in Eukaryota, Metazoa, Chordata, Actinopteri, Siluriformes, Pangasiidae. The coding region runs from base 751 to 3762 and encodes 1003 amino acids. Gene Ontology annotation, cellular component: cytoplasm. Gene Ontology annotation, molecular function: actin filament binding.
CAAGAUGUAAUGCACCACGACUUAACUUUACAUUUCAUUGUGGUAGGUCAUUAAGUCUUUUUGUUUCCUUUAUGCUUUACAGUGUAGAGUUUUUCCCUGGAAGACCAACAUCUACAAAAACAUCGACUCUUAUCAUCUGCUUGUGUGUGAUGUUAAACACUUCAACAGGGUGAAACCUUUAAAUAAGGUUGUGUGAAAAACAGGAAAGACGUAUUUUCUUCUAAUUCUAUUUUAAUUUAAAUUAAACACAGACAAUAUGUUGGUUUGUACAAUAUGUAUGUAUUUAAAUAGAUGUUAUAGUAAAGAUCACGCACAUUACAAUGAUAUCCGGUGAAUCAGAAUGUAGAGUAAGAUUUUUGCAUUUUAGAGACAGAUCAUUGACUCUGGGCAGAGUUUGGAAGAGAAAAUGCUCCAGGAAGCUGUUUAGGAGCCGGAUCUUAUUGGCGAGCCGGGUCGAUUGGUCUAACUCACUGAAAAUAGCUGAAAUUUUGGGCCAUCAGGAUUUGUUAUGUAUUAGAUAUUGAAAUAUCUAAAGGCUACAUCAUGUUGUGCUGUGUGAGGUCAACGUGCUUCUCCUCUUUCUGCUCAGCGUACAAGCUGUCCCUCCCUCCAGCACUACAGAGGCUCAGGUAUCAUUAUUUGUGAAAGAGAGGGAUGGAUGGAGGGAUGAGGGAGGGGGUGUGGUGUAACAGUGAGUAGACAGAGCUGUACACACUGCGUUCACUUUGCUGUGAGUGCUCCAGCUUCGAGAUGCUCCACAAAGCGAUCCAGGCGGCACGUGAGGGCGAUCUGGAGGCUCUCAGGGUCCUGCGGGCUUCCGGGGGUCUGACGCCGGGCAUCGCUGACGAUCAGGGGGCCACGCCGGUUCAUCACGCUGCACGCGGAGGCCGGAUGGAUUGCCUGUGCUUCCUGGUGAGAGAGGCAAACUUCAAAGGGAAUGCACGUGCCAGAAACGGAGCCACAGCUGCCCACGAUGCCGCCGCCACCGGGCACGUGCAGGAGCUGCAAUGGCUGCUGGGACACGGGGAGUGCAGGCUGGAGGAUCAGGAUGGUGAAGGAGCCACAGCUGUGCAUUUGGCGGCUCGGUUCGGUCGUGCUGAUGCUCUGCAGUGGCUCCUGACUGCAGGGGGCAGCGCUGAGCUCCAGACCCACUGUGGGGCUCUUCCUGUCCACUACGCUGCUGCAAGCGGAGACCUCACCUGUCUCAAACUGCUCACGUCCCACUCACCACAGUGUGUGGACCAUCAGAUGCACACCGGAGCCACGCCCCUUUACCUGGCCUGUCAGGAGGGACAUCUGCAUGUGGUGGAGUUUCUGGUGAAGGACUGCGGUGCAAACGUCCAUCUGCAGGCCCGAGACGGGAUGAGCGCCCUGCACGCCGCCGCCCACAUGGGCCACCACGCUCUGGUGGUCUGGCUGGCGUCGUUCACAGACGUGGACUUGUCGUGUCAGGAUGUGAACGGAGCCACAGCUCUGCACUUCGCUGCCAGUGAGGGACACCAUCGCAUCCUGGAGCGUCUGCUUCUCAUGGGCGCCAAGAUCCUGAGAGACCACUGGGGUGGAACACCACUGCACGACGCCGCCGAGAACGGAGAACUCGAGUGUUGUCGGAUCCUGCUGGAGCAUCACGUCAGUCCACUGGAGAAGGAUGUGGACGGAUUCAGUGCAGUGGAACUGGCAGAAUAUAACGGCCACCGUGAAUGCGCCGCUCUCCUCCGAUCAGCUCAGCUUUAUGAGUCAGAGGACCAUCUUCUUCCACCGGAGAUCAUUCUGAUAGAAGAGGAAAGGACACCGUUUGGGACAGAAGGUCAUCAUCUAAACGUUACUGAGCAGUCCAGUGAGCAAAGUUGUAACACUGCUAUGGAGAACAGCAAGCCAGUGAAGGAGGUUCCUCCUCAACCUCGUCUCUAUCCAUCGACCCCCGAUUCUUCAGCCUCACAAUCCACUAGAACUGGAAUCAGCUCCAUUCAACAUGUCCAAGUGGCAUCAGCAGUUGUGUCCACCAUGAGAAUGUGCUCAGAGGAAAGCGAGGCACCGGUGCCUCAGAUGAAGUCCUUAAGAUCCUGGAGACAUGCAGGAAUAACAGCAGUCUUUACUGGACAUGUGAAAGGUGAAAAUGGAAUGGUCGCGCUCCCAGCAGAGGAGGUGAAUCUCGCUGAUAUAGACUCGUUGGUUCCUACACAUGAUGAACAUGGAAGGCCCAUUGCAGAGUGGAAGAGGCAAGUGAUGGUGCGUAAACUUCAAGCAAGACUUCAGGAUGAUGAAGACCAAUGGAGAAAGGAUGACAAAGCUAUGGAUGGCUGGAGAUACUCCAAGGUUCACAAUGCUAUUUUGGGCCCCUUUGGCGAGUUGCUAACGGAGGAUGACUUGGUGUACUUGGAGGGACAGAUUGAGACUGUUUCCCUGCAGAAAAAGUGUCAGGCCUACGAGCUGGAGUUAACGCGUCUGGCCAAGCAACUCCAAACUCUCUUACCUGCUCCCAUUGUUAACAUCACCAUCAACACUCAGUUUCAGCAGAAGCCAGAGAUGGUGGACGCUCUUGCACUUCCUGUCUGGUGCAACCGUAUCUCAGGCAUCGUGAAGAGCAUGUCCCUGCUUCUGAACAACCUCUCAGACAAAAGCAUAGAGGACGGUAUCUCCAAAAUGCCCAACAAAGAACUGGCAUCGGUAUUCUCAACCCAGCCGGAAAGGCAUAGGGGCAAGCGAGAGAAGGUGGAAAUGGAGAUCCAGCUCUCAGGAGUUUCUGUGAGGAAUCUAAGGUCCACCUUUGAAGGUCAGAUUGGGAACAUCUAUCCAUUUUCAGGGAUGUUAAACAACAUGUCUAAGUCCAAUCCCAAGCAGCAGAAUGUGUCUAAUCCCUCACAAACAGGGGUUGUCCUCAAUCAAGACCUCAAUCUUGUUAAUGACUGCAGCCUAAAUUGCAAACAUACCACCAGCGAGGAACCAGCUAAGGUUCUGGAGACCACCAGCUUGCGCAAAGAGCGGAUCGUUGUCUUGUUCUUGGGUCACUGGAAAAAGUCUGCCUAUGCAAUCUCAAUGAGAGCUAAAAUGAAACAAGAACUAGAUACGCAGAGAUCAGCUGAGACAUGCAUCAAAGAUCACAGUGUGCCGACAGUCCAUCAGUCGACCGGUGGCUCCCUGUAUCAUCUCUACAGACAAAGGACAGCUAUAGACAAAAUGAUUCGCAACUGGAGGGCCAUCAACUCAGGGGUUCCCUCACGCCAGAUCCGGAACCUCCAGAGAAAGACGGUCACUUAUUCCCCUGAGCACUUCCUCCCUCGAGUAGAUGGUGCACCUGUGCCUUAUGAAAGCUUGACCCUUGACUUGUUCAUGCUGGGGUACUUCCACAUCCUGGAGCAGGACCUGCCCGCUGAUGAGCGCAAAAUGAGACACCUGCUCUGCUUUGAAGUAUUCGACCACGUGGGGGACUUCCCAUGGGAGACAGUUAGAGAUUUCCAUCGGGCUGUCCUGAGAGACAUAGAGGACGGGAGAAGGCAAUGGAAAGACGGCUUCGAAGACAUCAAGGCCCGUUUCUUUGGGACAAAAACAAAGGUCCCAGCCAGAAGGCCUUUGAAGGACUCUGAGGUGAGGACAGUUCCUAGAGUUAUGGUUGAGGAUGUUGCACAAGAUGAGAGAAACCACAGGGCAGAUGGGAGCACAGACUGGUCAUAUUUUACUAACGAUGAAAUCUGUAAAUACAUUGACCGGAGCUUUGUUUUCUGGAAGGAGAAAGAAGCAGAGUUGUUUGACUUUGAACAUUAGUGUUUGGUUUGGAUUGUUCUGUUAUUAUUGUUACUAAUAUGCUUUGAACUGCAGAUGAACUGUAUGCUUGUGUUGCUGUUUGUAUUUAGACUUGUAUUAAGAUUGUAAUAAGAUAACCAGUCACAUUAGCUUGAAAUUAAUGAAAUGUCACAUGAAAUGCCACAACACAUUCAACAGCCUAAAUAUUUUUGAUACUAUAAGAACAUGGUGCAAAGAACAUAAACGUUGACAAGCUUGUAUUGUAGUUGCUUCUAAAUACUGUACCUGAUACUUCCUUGCCUACUCGAUGCUACAUUUUUCAAACUAUGGACCGAAAAAACAGCUUCCAUCAAGUCUUCCAUUGUUAAGGACAUUGAAUAAUGAAUGCCUUUAGAGAUACUGAAGACAACAUGAAACUGAAAAUUUGAAAGCAUUUUUAUGCAACAUGACACAUUUCCAAAUGAAAUGGCAUAUUUGGAUAGGUUUUAUUCAUGCAAAAUCUGGCCAAGGACACAAGCUAACAAGGUAAAGGUCAGCUUUGAUUUCAGGUUGUCUUUAGGGAGUAAGGAGAGAAGAGGUUUUGAUAAAUAUUAAUUAACUUUGUAAUCACAUUGUGUCCUGUUUGUGUAAGACCAGUGACAGACGAUACUGAGCAACGAGUCAUCAGUAAGUGACACUGCUUCAAAGUGAUGUUUCAGUGAGCAAGAAUGUCUCAUUUGGAAUACAUUUGGUGUCAAAUUGUCUGUCCUCACAUCCUGUCAUUGCAUCCUCACAAGGAGGAACUAAGGCCGAACAAAUUUGUCAAACAAAGAAAUAAAUACUAAUUUAUUUUUAAAAAUAAAGAGCUCAUAUGGCUUGUUAGAAAAGGAUGUGAAUGA